This is a messenger RNA of Puccinia graminis f. sp. tritici CRL 75-36-700-3, 2049 nucleotides long. Its product is annotated as H/ACA ribonucleoprotein complex subunit 4. The transcript is spliced from 6 exons. Gene Ontology annotation, biological process: mRNA pseudouridine synthesis; snRNA pseudouridine synthesis; box H/ACA sno(s)RNA 3'-end processing. The record is from RefSeq and is a predicted model, not a curated record. Gene Ontology annotation, molecular function: pseudouridine synthase activity; RNA binding. The coding region runs from base 138 to 1685 and encodes 515 amino acids. Gene Ontology annotation, cellular component: box H/ACA snoRNP complex. Lineage: Eukaryota; Fungi; Basidiomycota; Pucciniomycetes; Pucciniales; Pucciniaceae.
GUUCAGCCACAUCAACUUCCCACUGCCCACAUACUCAGCCUCAUUCUGGAAAGUCAUUCGACGACGGUCUAGCCCACAAAAAUACCCGCAGAAGAAGGAAAUAAUCACGUUCGUCGGAAAUUAGGACAGAAGACUCAAUGGCCGGAGUUACCGAAGCCCAAGGUGUCGUUGCUUUGGGUCAAGCCGCAAGCGAUUUCUCAAUCAAACCAGCCAGUGCAACUCCCAGACUCGACACCUCUCAGUGGCCGCUCCUUCUCAAAAAUUAUGACAAGUUGCUCAUCCGAUCCAGUCAUUUUACACCCAUUCCCUGCGGCAGUAGUCCGUUGAAACGACCUCUAUCGGAAUAUAUCAAAACCGGUGUUAUCAAUCUGGACAAGCCUUCAAACCCAUCCUCACAUGAGGUAGUCGCUUGGAUUAGAAGAAUACUUCGUUCGGAGAAAACUGGUCAUUCUGGUACAUUAGAUCCCAAAGUCACAGGAUGUCUAUUAGUGUGCAUAGAUCGGGCCACAAGACUAGUCAAAUCUCAACAGGGUGCCGGAAAAGAAUAUGUUUGUGUCUUAAGGUUGCACGCCGGAUUAGAGACAGAAAAAGCUCUCAGCCGUGGCUUGGAAACUCUGACCGGCGCCCUAUUCCAACGUCCACCCUUAAUCUCGGCCGUCAAACGUCAACUGAGAAUUCGAACGAUCUAUGAAACCAAGCUGAUCGAAUUUGACAAUAAACGACACUUGGCGAUUUUCUGGGUCAGUUGCGAGGCCGGAACCUAUAUCCGUACCCUUUGCGUCCAUCUCGGACUGCUUCUUGGAGUCGGCGGCCACAUGCAAGAACUUCGACGAGUCCGGAGUGGAGCCAUGGGUGAGAAUGAUGGGAUUGUUACGAUGCACGACGUUUUGGAUGCUCAAUGGACUUACGACAACACGCGUGAUGAAUCGUACCUCCGACGUGUCAUCCGUCCGCUCGAGUCCCUGUUGAUCGGUUAUAAACGAGUCGUGGUCAAAGAUACCGCUGUCAACGCCGUCUGCUAUGGCGCCAAGCUAAUGAUACCCGGUCUACUCCGUUACGAAGCCGACAUUCAACUCAACGAGGAAGUCGUCUUGAUGACUACCAAAGGAGAGGCGAUAGCCAUUGGUAUUGCUCAAAUGACCACGGUCGAAUUAGCUACUUGUGAUCACGGAGUCGUCGCUAAAGUGAAGAGAUGCAUCAUGGAGAGAGAUACUUACCCACGCAGAUGGGGAUUAGGCCCUAAAGCUCAAGAAAAGAAGAAGAUGGUCAAGACCGGCUCUCUGGACAAGUACGGUCGCGCAAACGAGAAAACUCCGGCCAAUUGGAAGGAGGGAUACGUUGAUUAUUCCGCUUCCACGACCAAUCCCCCAACGGAAACCAUCAAUACCCAACCCACCGAAGCCGCUCCGGCAACGAAACCGAAACAAAAAAGGAAAGCAGAAGAGGUCAUCGAACCAUCAGAGGCUGGUGAUGUCUCGAUGGCCACUUCUGUGGCCGAUGGGACCAAGGAAACUGAAGAGGAAAGGAAAAAGCGAAAGGCUGAGAAGAAGAAAGCAAAAAAGGCUAAGGAAACUGCCGAGGAAGGUAACACUACUAUCACCUCUCAACCUGAGGAGGCUGAAGCAAAUACCGAGCAGGCCGAACGUCCCAAGAAGAAAAAGAAAAAAGAGAAAAAAGUUGACUGAUUCGAUACCACAUUCCCUUAAAAAGAGAUCGACUACAUCUAUACCUAAUGGUUCACCUUCCCUGCCCCACACGCUCUCUGCCUCUAGCUUUUUUCCCAAAUGAUUUCCAAUGUUUCAUGACACCUCAGUUUCCCAAUACUCAUGCAUUGUUUUCCAGGUGAUUUACGUACUUUUUUCCCCUUCUUUUUUCCUUCCCUUUUUUCUGUUGGCUGCUUGGGUCUGUUGUCUUCUUCUCUUUUUUUUUCUGCCCCCCUCCCCCCGAUUUGAGCCCGUCUAUGAAAAUAAAAUGUUCUCUAUUUCUUUCUGGAUUGGUGUCUCACUAAGCCGUCUGGUUAUUUGAGCCAAUCAUGUCCAUGAGACAACG